Molecule: messenger RNA, 281 nt
Organism: Mucor mucedo
Lineage: Eukaryota; Fungi; Mucoromycota; Mucoromycetes; Mucorales; Mucoraceae
Exons: 1
Coding region: 35-253 (72 amino acids)
Source: RefSeq, a predicted model, not a curated record
AGCUAAAUCACCUGGCCAAAUCGAAACUUCUGUCAUGGAAGAAAUCGUUCAACGUCGUCGUGAAGCCGCUGAAGCAGCGGCCAAUGCAAAAUCAACCGACCAUAAACCAUUAGAAAACAAGUCCAACACAGGUUUUACAUCACCUGUGGAUAACAUGAACAACAAGAAGAAAAGUAAAGUGGUAUCCGAUGGAAUUAUAGCGAUUGGUAGAAACGCGUAUUGUGAAGUGCUUUGCGCAUUAGGCAAGGGAUGAGAUGAUAUUCUUGCUGUGUUUGUAGAGG